This is a messenger RNA of Episyrphus balteatus (marmalade hoverfly), 1077 nucleotides long. RefSeq names its product longitudinals lacking protein-like (gene lolal). Gene Ontology annotation, biological process: regulation of transcription by RNA polymerase II. Bases 564 to 959 code for a protein of 131 amino acids. Lineage: Eukaryota; Metazoa; Arthropoda; Insecta; Diptera; Syrphidae. The transcript is spliced from 4 exons. Gene Ontology annotation, molecular function: protein binding. The record is from RefSeq and is a predicted model, not a curated record. Gene Ontology annotation, cellular component: nucleus.
GUUUUCUCUGUUAUUCUUUUUUCAUUUUAUUUCUCAUUUUCUUAAAUUUUUUUUGUUUCCGAAGCACACUGUCACAGACGACAAAUUUUCGUGUCUUUUUAAAACUCUUAAAAUUUUAAAAUUAAUGGCAUUUUAAUAAUUUUGUGAAUCAAAACUACAGAAUCGAAAUAUUUGUAUAUUAAAAACGUGGAUUGUUUUCAUGAAAAAUAAAAAUAAUACGAAACGGGGUAAGCGAAUACCAUGACCUACCUACGAGAAAUUUCUUUUCUUUCUUUCAAAACCAAGAACAUAGUCUAAUACAUUAUUUCAUUUGUCUCUUGGAGAGGGACUGACCUAUAUACGCGUGUCAAUUCUAUUUGUUCUGCAACUUCAGGUAGAUUCUUUUGUAUUGCAUAUUCUUUAUUAUCAAAGUGCGUGCGAGAGAUAACCUGGGCUAUAUACUAUUUUGCAAUCAGGAAACAUAAAAGAGUUGCAGAAUCAACAGGAGAAAGUAGUUACGGAAAUUCUUAAGAAGACCGAAUAAAAUUAAAUUUAGUUAAUCAAAACAAAAACAAAAGAUAUUAAUGAUGGCCGAUCAACAGUUCUUUUUAAAAUGGAAUGAUUUUCAAACAAAUAUGGUUACAUCCUUCAGGCACCUACGAGAUGAAAAAAGUUUUACAGAUGUGACUCUGGCCUGCGAAGGUCAAACAUGUAAAGCUCACAAAAUGGUUCUGUCCGCUUGUAGUCCAUAUUUUAAAGCCCUUUUAGAGUCUACAAUUUUACAGGAAAACCCAUCAAAACAUCCUAUCAUCAUUUUAAAAGACGUUUCAUAUAUUCAUCUUCAAGCAAUUCUAGAAUUUAUGUAUGCGGGUGAAGUAAAUGUAUCACAAGAGCAACUCCCAGCCUUCCUGAAAACCGCAGAUCGACUUAAAGUGAAAGGUCUUGCUGAGACACCUUCUUCUAUUAAGCGGGAAGGUUGAUGGUAAUGAUAAAUUAAGUGAUCCGCCCUUUUAAUAUAUCGUUUAUUCGCGUUAACUGUUUCUUUUUUAAUUUGUUUCAACCGACACACUUCAUACAUAAAAUUCAUUUUGUAUUUAA